Molecule: messenger RNA, 1431 nt
Organism: Durusdinium trenchii
Lineage: Eukaryota; Dinophyceae; Suessiales; Symbiodiniaceae
Source: the annotation of a GenBank genome assembly
AUGGCCUUCGCCGCCGCGCUCGCUCUCCUCGUGGCCGCGCCCGCCGUUUUGCUCGCCUCAGCGACGAGUCUCACGGCGCCCAGCAGCACCAGCGGCGUGUCGGGGCGACGCUUCAGCGGAGAGCGACUGCGAGAGGUCCCAGAGCUGCGGUUCACAGGGUGGCGAAGCCGAUGGCAGGAGCGCUGCGAGCGUUGGAUCGUGGUGACCUCCAUCUUCGCGCCCUCGGAGGCCACGCGGAGCCUGGGGGCGAUGACGAAGCAAGGAUGGUGCUUCGUGGUGGUGGCCGACCAGAACGGACCUCAGGCGUUAGAACGGAGCGAGUUAAGCGGACGUGCGGAGGACUACGACGUGGAGGGCGUGAUCUACCUCACGGUGGAACGGCAGAAGGCGCUUCAUUUUCACAUCAUGGACUACCUCCCUUGGCGCCACUUCGGGCGAGUCUCGGUCACCAUCCAUGAGCAAGAAAAGAAGGAACCUCGGAUCCCGAUCCUGGGCGACGAACUGGCGGCCAACGUCUCGUGGCCAGAGGGUGACCCGGGUGGACCCGGGCUGAUGAAUCCAUAUCCCAGCUUUCAACCCAGUUGUGGACACAUGUGGCCCAGAGGCUUUCCGCUGGACUAUGUCCAGGCUCAGGAGACCUUCAACAAGACCAUUGUCGUGAAGACGCUGCAUGGCUUUGUACAGUGCAUGCUUCGCCGCGCCCCGGCGGUGCAACAGUUCUUGGCGGAUGAGGACCCGGACGUGGACGCGAUCUUCCGGCUCACCCGGCGGUUACCUUGUAGCUUUGCGGGCUUGGAUGAAGCUUUACCUCCGGUGAUGGCCAUUCCACCCAGGUCCUUUACGCCUUACAACGCUCAAGCGACGGUGCACCUCUACGACGCCUUCUGGGGUUUGCUGCUGCCGGUCACCGUCCAUGGGCGGGUCUCGGACAUCUGGCGCGCCUACCUCACGCAGAAGUUGCUGUGGGAUGUGGGGCAAGUGAUCACCUUCACUCCGGCGCACGUGGUGCAUGAUCGGGUGGCGCACGACUAUUUGAAAGACUUCCAAAGCGAAGGCGAUUUGCAGCUGAAAUCCACUGCCAUGGUGGAGUUCCUGUCGCGGUGGAGUUCCUCGGCGCCCUCACUGCUGGAACGCCUCGAAGAGCUUUGGGCUGAGCUUUAUGCGAGACACUUCGUCGAGCUGGGCGAUUUGAGGCAGGAACGGGUGACGUGUUUGGGCAGAGGAGGCGGACUGGAGCGGAGUGUCGUUGAAGAGGUGGCUUUUGAAAGUGGGAUUCUAUGUUCUUCUGCGAAACGAAGUCUGGCCUCAGCCUCAGCUUGUUUUGAGCGAGCGAAGGGCAUCAGCCCUUCUUGGGGCCAUCCCUUGGAUUUGGUGAGGCGUUCGCUUGUGACGCUAAUUUGGUCGUUUUUUCUUCGGCUCAAGAGUAGUUAA